AUGUCUGUGGCUCGGCCACCUGCUGAGGACUUUGAACAUGAGCUGAAGAGAGCUAGGAUAGAGAUCCGACCAGCGUUGAGCUUCUCAGACGAUGAUAAGGCUGGAGCCAUACAACCAUAUGAUGAUGCCUUGGUGGUCACCCUCAGGAUAGGGGAGUAUGAUGUGAAAAGGGUACUAGUGGAUCAAGGUAGUGAGGUAGAGAUUAUGUAUCCUGAUUUGUAUAAGGGGCUAAAUUUGAAGUUGGAAGAUUUGACGAGUUAUGAUUCACCUCUGGUGGGCUUUGAUGGAAAGGUUGUUAUUCCAAAGGGUCAGAUUAGACUACCCGUGCAGGCUAGCUCAGAGGUGGUAGCGGUGGAUUUUAUUAUGGUGGAUACUUAUUCUCCAUACACAGCCAUUGUGGCACGGCCUUGGCUCCCUACCCUAGGGGUUGUUUCUUCCACCCUCCAUUUGAAAGUGAAGUAUUCGUCCGGGGACCAGAUCGAGAAGUUGGUUGGAAGCCAGUUCAUGGCUAGCUGGUGUUGGCUCUUGUCUCUUGAGUGGGGGUGGAUGGGGCUAGCCGUGGCAUUGGAUAUUUGGAUUAAGGUAGUGGAGGCAUUAAAAGUUAGUGAAUAA
Messenger RNA from Quercus lobata, 612 nucleotides. RefSeq lists its product as uncharacterized. The record is from RefSeq and is a predicted model, not a curated record. The transcript has 2 exons. Lineage: Eukaryota; Viridiplantae; Streptophyta; Magnoliopsida; Fagales; Fagaceae. The coding region runs from base 1 to 612 and encodes 203 amino acids.